UCGAUCCCAUCAUCCCCUAUCUGCAUCAGCUUCCCGCAACUCAGCCGGAGAGGCAUCGAUUGGAAUGGCGCUCGCAAGGGUUUCAUCUUCUUCCCGCCUCCUCCUACUCCCCUCCACCACCACCACCUCCUCCCUGCUCCAUUCCUUACUGCGCCCCUUCUCUACCUCCUCCGUCUCGGCUCGUCGCCUCUCUCACCCAAGAAGCCUCCCCAUCGAUGCCAGUCUCACCCAAGCUUCUCCCCUCCUUCCUACUGCGAGGGAGGAGGGGGAGGUGGCGGGAGCCCCGAGGUCCACCUCCAGGCGGCCGUGGAAGCCUACGUGCUUGUACUACACCCAGGGAAGAUGCACCAUGAUGGAUGAUGCUUUGCAUCUUGAGAAGUUCAAUCAUAAUUUGUCGGUGGACCUACCAGUGAAUGCUUCAGCUGCAGAUAAAGUGAAGCCUCAGAAACUGGAUUAUUUUUUAGUUCUUGAUUUGGAGGGAAAGGUUGAAAUUCUUGAAUUCCCAGUUGUAAUGAUUGACGCCCACAGCAUGGAGUUCAUCGAUUCAUUUCACAGAUUUGUACGCCCAACUGCAAUGAGUGAGCAACGAAUAGAAGAAUAUAUAGAAGGGAAAUAUGGAAAGUUUGGAGUUGACCGUGUAUGGCAUGACACUGCUGUCCCUUUCGGGGAAGUUCUUCGAGAGUUUGAAGACUGGAUUGGAGGUCACAAAUUGUGGAAACAGAAACAAGGAGAAUCCCUCAACAGUGCUGCAUUCGUUACUUGUGGUAAUUGGGAUUUGAAGACGAAGGUCCCUGAGCAGUGCAAGGUUUCAAAAAUAAAAUUGCCAUCUUACUUUAUGGAGUGGAUCAAUUUGAAGGAUAUCUACCUCAACUUCUACAAUAGAAGAGCAACUGGAAUGAUGACAAUGAUGAGGGAGCUUCAAAUCCCAAUUGUUGGAAGCCACCAUCUCGGCAUCGAUGACGCGAAAAACAUUACAAGAGUUGUUCAGCGCAUGCUUGCUGAUGGUGCUGUGAUACAAAUCACCGCAAGGAGGCAACCGGAUACAAGCGAUGUGAAAUUCCUUUUCAAGAACAGAAUCAGGGACCUAACAGGCAAACUCAACUCCAAGAUAGAGAAAAAAUAAUGCAGGGGGGAUCUCAAGAGAAAUCUAACCAUAUCCCUCAAACUUUCUGCAAAAACACCUAAGGAAAGAACCUUCGGCAGAUCAAAGAGGCUCGCACCAAUACACUCAAGUAAAGUAAUAUGUAUUUACAUUCUUCAGUGGAUGUUGCCGCUGUGAUUUCCUCUCUUGCAUUCUUGACAAUUCUUUCUCUUUGACACAAUGUUACAUGCAGUUCUAGCUGAUUAUCU
Triticum urartu is the source of this 1350-nucleotide messenger RNA. Its product is annotated as Polynucleotidyl transferase, ribonuclease H-like superfamily protein. The record is from RefSeq and is a predicted model, not a curated record. Gene Ontology annotation, molecular function: nucleic acid binding; 3'-5'-RNA exonuclease activity. Lineage: Eukaryota; Viridiplantae; Streptophyta; Magnoliopsida; Poales; Poaceae.